Molecule: messenger RNA, 2984 nt
Organism: Oryctolagus cuniculus (rabbit)
Lineage: Eukaryota; Metazoa; Chordata; Mammalia; Lagomorpha; Leporidae
Gene: MMAA
Product: metabolism of cobalamin associated A
Cellular component (GO): cytoplasm
Molecular function (GO): GTPase activity; GTP binding
Source: RefSeq, a predicted model, not a curated record
GCCACGCCCCACGCCGACGCCCGGCCCCCGGCCGCUCGCUGGGCCCCACGCGCCGGCCGUCGGCGCUGCGCCUGCGCGUCGCCGCGAGCGCGGGGCGGGACGGGCCGGGCGGAAGGGGAGGGGCUAGGCGGCACUUCCGCGGUUCGGGCGGGGAGGGUGCGAGUCACACUGAGUGAAAAAGCACCCAGUCUUUUUCAGUGACAACCAAGAUGAAUAUCUGCGUGCUGCCACCCCGUCCUUACCAGCAUUUCCUAAGAGGCCUUUCCCGAACACCUUUUCAGCGUUGCCGCUUCAUCUUUCACGCAAGUACUCACCUCGGAUCAGGAAUCCCAUGUGCUCAACCCCUUAAUUCUCUUAGACUCCAUUGUGCAAAGUGGAUGCUGCUGUCAAAGGGCUUCCAGAGAAAAUUAUCUGUACAAACAACUUUGAAGGACCCCACAGAAGGACUUUCUGAUAAAGAACAAAGAUUGGUGGAUAAACUUUAUACCGGUUUAAUCCAAGGGCAGAGGGCCUGCUUAGCAGAGUCCAUAACUCUCAUAGAAUCAACUCACAGCAGGAAAAAGGAGCUGGCUCAGGUGCUUCUUCAGAAAGUGUUAAUCUAUCACAGAGAACAAGAACAGUUAAAUAAAGGAAAACCACUAGCAUUUCGAGUGGGAUUGUCUGGGCCUCCUGGUGCUGGGAAAUCAACAUUUAUAGAAUACUUUGGAAAAAUGCUUACUGAGAGAGGGCACAAAUUAUCUGUGCUAGCUGUGGAUCCUUCGUCUUGCACCAGUGGAGGAUCACUCUUAGGUGAUAAAACGCGAAUGACUGAGUUAUCAAGAGAUAUGAAUGCAUACAUCAGGCCGUCUCCUACUAGAGGCACUUUAGGAGGUGUGACAAGGACUACAAAUGAAGCUAUUCUGUUGUGUGAAGGAGGAGGCUAUGACAUCAUUCUUGUUGAAACUGUAGGUGUGGGUCAGUCAGAGUUUGCUGUUGCUGACAUGGUGGACAUGUUUGUUUUACUACUGCCACCAGCUGGAGGAGAUGAAUUGCAGGGUAUCAAAAGAGGUAUAAUUGAGAUGGCAGACAUGGUAGCAAUAACUAAGUCUGAUGGAGACUUGAUUGCGCCAGCUCGAAGGAUACAGGCAGAGUAUGUGAGCGCACUGAAGUUACUCCGCAGGCGCUCGGCAGUCUGGAGACCAAAGGUGGUUCGUAUUUCUGCCAGAAGUGGAGAGGGGAUCACUGAAAUGUGGGAUAAGAUGAAAGAAUUCUGGGACCUAACACUUGCCAGCGGGGAGCUGAUUGCCAGACGACAAAAGCAACAGAAAGUCUGGAUGUGGAACCUCAUUCAGGAAAACGUGUUAGAGCAUUUCAGGAGUCACCCCACAGUCCGGGAGCAGAUUCCUGUUCUGGAACAAAAGGUCCUCCGUGGGGCCCUGGCCCCAGGGCUAGCAGCAGAUUUGUUGUUGAAGGCUUUUAAAAGCAGAGACUAAUAAAAUUUUUCCUGUACAAUAAUUUUAUAUAUAUAUAUAAAAAGUUGAUAGCAUUUUAAUAUUUAAAAAAAUCAUUUUUGUGUUUAUACUUUCCACAAUUCCUUUAUGGUGCUUUGUCAGUCAUACUUGAAAAUGCAAAGGAGGUUAGGUAUGUAUGACAAGAUUAGGCAGUUGGGCAGUGUUUCUGUGCUACCUGUUUCAUGUUACUGAUUUCCAUGUCUUCCUCUCCCUAAGCCCUGCUAUGGUGGCCCUGGGAUGGUGGCUCUCAUCAGUCAGGAGCAUGGAAAGCUGAGGAAGAGAGAAGAGAUCAUGUACCUUAAAAUGCUUGCUUUAAUUCUAAUGCUGUAUCCUCGUUUCUAGAGAAAAUCUAAGACUGGUCACAUUUGGAAGUCUUACUAGAGGCCAGCACAAUACAAAGUGGAUUUCAAAAGAAUUGAAAGUCAUGGUUAACACUUAGUGUACCAGACUAUUUUAUGAAUUUCUAAAAUGGCCUUGACUCUUCAUAAUUGCCCUGUAAUGCAAUUACCUGCUUUUGCUCAGCUUUUAUGGUUAUUACUCAAGCUGCACUGAAAACAGCAGCUAAUGAACAAUGUACACUCUCAUGUAUCCAACCUUUAAUGAGUAAAAGAAAAAGAAAAAUGAAAAAUCAAUGAAAACCAUUCAAACACGGCACUCACCUGAUAGGUUGCCAUAAUAGAAAUCUCUUUAGCUCUUGCUAAAAACUGGUAAACUUCAAGGAGUCCAAGAGGGAAGGAACUUCUGUGACCAAUCUACCUGUGCGGCUGGUGGGGCUUCAGUGCUCCUGAGGCCUCGGACAUCCAGGUGGGGCUUCCUAAACACAGGGCUCCUAAGCCAGAUGUUAGGAAACCCCAUAGAAGGGUGGAUUCUUAGCACCCAAGUGGGAAUCUCCCGGUGACACUGUAAUUCAGGUAGAACUUCAGAGUGGUGACGGGCACAAAGAUUAAAUGUAGGUGAUAGUAUACAAGGCAAAAAUAAAGAAUUGAUGAAUAAGUCGAAAUUUUCCUUGAAGGGACUCGUGUAGUGGCAUAGUAGCUAAAGCCACUGCUUAACAACACUGGCAUCCCAUAUGAGCACCAGUUUGAGUCCCAUCUGCUCCGUUCUCACCCAGUUCCCUGCUGGUGUGCCUGGGAGGGCAGCAGAAAUUGGCCCAAGUACUUGGGCCCCUGCCACCCACAUUGGAGAACCCGAUAGAGUUCCUGGCUCUCAGCUUCAGUUAUAGGCAUUUGGUGAGGGAACCAGAAAAUGGAAGAUUCAUUCAUUCAUUUAUUCAUUCUCUCUCUCCCCCACCCUCUGUCUCUCUCCUGCCUCUCUUCCUCCCCCCUCCCUAUCUCCCUCUCUCCCGCUUUUUCCUAUGCCUCCCAACUUUGUAUUUCAAAUAAAAAUCUUUUUAAAAUUUUUUUUGUUGGAAAAAAAUCAGACUUGCUAACCUAUUUGGUUUUCUUCACUAUAAUAUUUUGAUUAGUUGGUUAAUAAAUUUAUGAACUUUUUAAA